UCGGCUCUACUAAUUAGUCCGUCAAUUUAAAGUAGAAAACGCGCGCGGAUCGUGCGCGGCAACCACAACAACAACAAAUUAUACAUAGAAUAUACAUAUAUUCCACUGAGCAGCAGCUGUUUUUGUUUUUCCGAAAAAUCAUCCACGAAUCAAGGCUGCCAUGGUCUAUGAGACAUCAUAUGGCAUCGGCCAGAAGCCCUUCAGUCCGGAUCUCAAUCGCGGCAAAUGGGAAAAACCCACGGACUUCGUGUACGCCUGCUUUGGACUCGCCCUCAAGUUGGAUGUUUUUGUGGCCUCCUAUUGGUACUUCUUCGAUUUGGGCAUUUUUGGAAUGCUGCCGUACUACAUGUACAUGGUCAUCUACUUGAUUCCCAUUCUGGUAAUACAUUCCUUCAUGGGGCAGUUUUCCAGCAGCGGCUUUAUAUCCGCAUUUCGUGUGUCGCCGUUUUUCAAGGGCAUGGGCUAUGUCAGCACCUUCCUAACCAUCUCCAUGCUCAUCUACUAUGGCAUCUUCGCGGCUGUGCCGCUUUUGUUCAUCAUCAACUCAGUGCGUCCCACGCUGCCGUGGAGCUGUGAGGGCAUGAAGUCCUGGCACAAUGAAUCCAGCGAGCACUUGACUAUUUGCAAUUAUUUCAAAGCCGAUGAUGACUCGAUUAAAAUAAAGGACAACGAUACAAGCGACUUUAAGCUACUUCACAUCCCAUCGGUUCUCUACUUUCAAAACCACUUUGACAUGCUUGAGUCUAGAUUUCCCGAUCUGGAGCGUGAAUACGAGCUAUCCUGGCACUUUGUGGGACUCUUCAUACUCGUCUGGGCCAUCAUUGCCUUCAUUUUCUACAAAUUCUCGGAGACGGCAAAGUUUGGCAGGCUGCUGCGUUACAUGGUCUUGAUUACUUUGGCCCUUUUGGGCGUGUGCUUUGUGCGUUUUCUCUUUCUGCCAGGCUCCAUGAAGGGACUUUUGGCUUACUUGAAGCCGCGAAGAGAUGACAUUCUAAUGGGCACCGGCUCCACCUUUAUAAUGGUGCUGCAAGCCUUUGGCGCUGGCUGGGGCAGUGUCAUGGCCUUGUCCAGUUUUAAUGGCUUCAAGGCGAAUAUUAUGACCUACAGUUGGAUUAUAUCCUUUGGCCAGAUACUCAUUUAUAUAUUCUUUGGUUUGGUUACGUUUAUGCUGGAGCAUUACUUUGAAGACCAACACUCCGAUAACUUCAACUCACAUGUCCUAACCCACUGGCUGUUGUUCCUGUCCAGUGGCAGUGCCUUGGCCAGCUUGGAGUGGCCCAAUUUGUGGACUUUCAUCUACUACACGAUGCUCUUGCUCGCUUCCCUCAUAGUGAUGAUCACACAAAUAUUCACCGUGCUCGCGAGUAUUUUUGAUGAGUUUGAGGGCCUGCGGAAGUACAAACAAAAAGUGACUUUUGGCCUAAUUGGUGGAUUGGCUUUUUGUUCGUUCUUUUUUUGCACAAAUCACGGCAUUGUGUACUUCUCAGCUUUGGCUUUGGAUGCCAUUUGGUCGCACAGUUUGCUGCACUUGCUGCUGAUUUUGGUGGUGCUGUGGAUCUAUGGCAGGGAACGCUUUCAACGUGACAUUGAGUUCAUGUUGGGACAGCCCUUUGCCUCCUGGAAGGUGUUCGUGCUGCGCUUUAUAGCGCCACUUAUACUGAUCAUCUCAUUGCUCAUGGGCAUAGUUGUAUCCAUCAUGGAGCACUCGUAUUCCUCGGUGGUUGUCAUGAUCAUCAGUGUCUUCCUCGUGGUCAUACCCUUGCUGUCGAUACCCGGCUAUGGGCUGUACAGCAUGUACCAGAGCACGGGCAGCUGUUGGGAGCGUUUCCGUCGGAGUUGUCGCCCCACCGAUUGGUAUCCUGUGGAAAUGGAGCAUCGACAGCAGUACGAGGAGGCUGUGGGCAAUACCGAUGUGACACAUCAAUUGUUCGAGGUCACCGAUGAGGUCAACUAAUACAACUUUAAAUACAAAUCAAAGUUUAUUGGCA
Messenger RNA from Drosophila subobscura, 1988 nucleotides. Its product is annotated as sodium-dependent proline transporter-like. NCBI's taxonomy places the organism in Eukaryota, Metazoa, Arthropoda, Insecta, Diptera, Drosophilidae. Gene Ontology annotation, cellular component: membrane. The transcript has 9 exons. Gene Ontology annotation, biological process: sodium ion transmembrane transport. The record is from RefSeq and is a predicted model, not a curated record. The coding region runs from base 161 to 1954 and encodes 597 amino acids.